AUGUCACGAUCAAAGAACGCUGCCAAGAGAAAGCGCGACGCAAAGCCGGCCGCAUUGAAUGCGAAGCGACCCAAGCCGACCGGAGCGCCUCCAUGUCCGGACUUGACUGACGGAGCUGAACGGAUCGAACCGAAGAGCCUCAGUGCCGUCGUGUCGGAGGAAGAGGUGGACAUCACUGUCGAUACGCUGCGCAGUCUGGCAGAGUAUCCUAGUGUAAUCAAAUCGAAGGGAUGUAGGGAGUUGCGCUCCGCCGUCUACGACUUUAGGCAGGCGUGCACGACGGGCAUGGUUACGAGUACCGAUGCGAAUCUCACGGCCAGAGUCUCAGCGGCAUUGGUCGAUGGCAAAUACAUCGACGCCCUCGUUCUCCUUGCUGAGAUGCGACUACGAAACGAAACCCCGAAGUUGGGAGCGCUCUGCCGCUGGGUGCGAGAUCUGGACUGUACGAGUGGGCUUUCGCAAGUCGAUAACACCCCAGGAUCCAAGAGUCGACCUGAGCUGCUGAGGGUGAUGGACGCAAUAUUGAGAGUGACAGGCUCAGUGGAUCUACGAUCUGGAUAUUUAGCAUCACAAACACCAUCGGAUCCUAUUGCGCUUCAGAAGCCCUGGGAUCUACGAGAUGAGGGGACUCCGUUCCCUAUGAGGGCAAGCGUGUUGGACGGGACCCUGUUCGAGUCUUGCCCGCCAGGUGUCAAGGAGAAGUUCACAGCUAUCGAAACGAUACCGGGGCCGGAACGAAAGCCACCAAAUCUGCAUCCUGCUAUUCUGUACCUUAGCGACAACAAUGCGGUGCCCCUUUCGCCAACUCCACCUCCAAUUACGCACCACCAGCAUCCCCUCGUACCAGAUCUCUCAAUCAUGAAGGGUGUCUUGACACCCGAAGAGUGCAAGUCCAUCAUUGCAUCAACAGAAACGGUCGGAUAUCUCCCCGACUCCCCCCUCCGAGAUGACGGUUCAGAGUCCAGUAUCCUAGCACACAAUGUCUACUGGGUAGUAGACGAGGCUUUCCAUGAUGUGCUUUGGGACCGGGUGCGUCAUUUCAUCCCAUCGCACCUCGAGGGCAGAAAAGCACGCAGCAUCAACCGCCGGUUCCGGGUCUACCGUUACAUCCCAGGUGCUGAAUACCGCGUGCAUUUUGACGGCGCUUGGCCCCCAUCGGGGAUUCACCCUACCAUGGGCAAGUACCUCUACGAUGCUUCGCCGGCUGAUGCGAAGCAGUCGAGUCUUCUCACUUUCCUCGUUUACCUGAACGAUGACUUUGAGGGCGGAGAGACAACGUUCUUUACUCCAAGCGUUAGGGAAGGUGUCAUGAAUGCGCAUCCGGUGAAGCCUGUCAUGGGCUCCAUCGCCCUGUUUUCGCAUGGGGAGACUAAGGCAUUAUUGCAUGAGGGCACCGGGGUCAGAAAAGGGGCGAAGUAUAUCAUUAGGACUGAUGUUGAAUAUGAUGUUGAGGCUGGGCGCGACUAA
Pseudomassariella vexata is the source of this 1467-nucleotide messenger RNA. RefSeq lists its product as uncharacterized. The transcript has 2 exons. The record is from RefSeq and is a predicted model, not a curated record. Bases 1 to 1467 code for a protein of 488 amino acids. Gene Ontology annotation, cellular component: endoplasmic reticulum. Gene Ontology annotation, molecular function: iron ion binding; L-ascorbic acid binding; procollagen-proline 4-dioxygenase activity. Gene Ontology annotation, biological process: peptidyl-proline hydroxylation to 4-hydroxy-L-proline. NCBI's taxonomy places the organism in Eukaryota, Fungi, Ascomycota, Sordariomycetes, Amphisphaeriales, Pseudomassariaceae.